Diachasma alloeum is the source of this 2765-nucleotide messenger RNA. RefSeq names its product tyrosine kinase receptor Cad96Ca (gene Cad96Ca). The coding region runs from base 559 to 2427 and encodes 622 amino acids. NCBI's taxonomy places the organism in Eukaryota, Metazoa, Arthropoda, Insecta, Hymenoptera, Braconidae. Gene Ontology annotation, cellular component: membrane; signaling receptor complex. The transcript has 8 exons. The record is from RefSeq and is a predicted model, not a curated record. Gene Ontology annotation, molecular function: transmembrane receptor protein tyrosine kinase activity; ATP binding; calcium ion binding. Gene Ontology annotation, biological process: multicellular organism development; homophilic cell-cell adhesion; protein phosphorylation.
GUUUCACAGUGAAUUUACAUCACUUAUUUUCCCCUCCGAGAGGAUGAUUUAAUCGUCGAAAAAUUUAUUCCCACUUGUGAUUCGCGAAGCACCCAUUAACCAUCAUGUGAAUGACAAUUUUGAAGCGUUCACAAACCCAGAAAUCUCCAAAACUUCGGAGAUUUCAACGCCCGAGACGUGAAUGAACCUGUCGCAAUGAUCCGCUCAUUACUUAUUGGUGACGUUAUAAUCCAAAUAAUUCAGCAAAAUAAUUGUGGUGUGAUUGAUACAAUCCCGAGGAACUUGCAAUGCUCAACGUUCUAAAAAUCGAGACGUUCAGGUCUUUGGCAUUCAGCACAGAGCGAGCUUUCACUUGAUCCAGUCAACAGUGACUUAAAAGAACGGUGGAAAAAAGGCGAACAAAAUACACGUGAAAAAAUGAGCACGACCAAGUCACCUGCUAGAACAUUACUGAACCGUAUAAUAAAUAAUUGAAGCAGUUUUUUUUACCCAAUUAAUUAGUGAAACAGUGGGGGAAACAGUUUUAAAAAACCGUUCCAAUUCGACAAAUGUAGUGCAAUGUUCGUAGGAUGGAUUGUCGUUGUGACGGUGUCUUGUCUUAUUCUAGGCAUCCAUGGCCAGUUCAGCGAGAAUACUCCCCCCAUAAUGUACUUGGAUAGAAAUUGGGUGCUAGAUGAUACAGAACCUGUUGGUAGCAUUGUAGAGAGAGUGCGGGCUGAGGACAAUGAACAGGGAGAGUUGACUUAUGGUCUAGAACAGGUCAAUCACAACUACAAUGGAGACAGUGGUCCUCAGGCCCCACUGCCCUUCUCCAUUAACAACGAGACUGGGACGAUUUUCAUCAAUGAGACAUUGAAGGGGAGGGGAGGACAGAAUUUAUUUCUCUAUGUCACCGUCUCUGACGGCCAAUUGACUGCCAAGACAGAGGUUUACGUUAAUAUCAAAGAUUCGUCAGCACCGAAUGUCGGGCUACCAGGUCGCAUUCGCCCACCCAUAAUGGGUCUACCGAAUAUCCACGUACCGCGUCCGAUCCCAUCUGAAAUGUCCACUGGCUUCAGAAGUGAUGAGAAAACAACAAAACUCCGCCCAGAGACAAGCCACUCCGUGGACGAUCACAAGGCAAUUUCGGUAACAGUUCCACCAGUGCGAGCACCGAUUCACGAGCUCACGCACAAUGAAAUUGGGCGAGAGACAGCGGUCAUCGGUGCUAAAGUGUCAUCGAAAGAGAGCCCAGCUACUCAGGACUUCGCGAUGACUCUGGUGCCAGUUAUUGCUGGUUGUGCCCUAUUAUUGAGCGUUGGUACCGGCAUUUGGACGCUCAGGGGGAAGGUCUGCGGAUCGCCGAAGACGAAGGAAGAUACUAAGGAGCAAACAGUUCGUGUUUCUACAAUUUCCGAUGAUCCAUCAUUGGUUCUGAAACACUGGCAGAGUCCGAAGUUUCGGAACAAUAAGCUCAAGGAUUUCGAUAAAGAUCACAUAUCGGAUAAAAAACAGCUGGAUGAUUCAUGGGAAUUCCCAAGACACAGGCUGAAGGUCUUCAGUAUUCUUGGUGAAGGGUGUUUCGGUCAAGUGUGGAAAAGUGAAGCAAUAGAUAUCGAUGGUAAACCAGGGCCAACAAUCGUCGCUGUAAAAACCCUCAAAGAAAAUGCAACAGAACGUGAACAUCUCGAUCUUACACAAGAGUUGAAAGUCAUGAAGAGUCUGGAACCCCAUCCAAAUGUCGUGAGACUGAUUGGAUGUUGUACAGAGCGUGAACCAAUUUUUGUUAUUCUGGAGUAUGUGAGUGGGGGGAAGCUGCAGAGUUUUCUAAGAGCAUCGAGGGAGGAGAGGAAUCAUGGGGGUCCUGGGCUGACAUCCAGGGACUUGACUGGUUUUGUGUAUCAGGUUGCAAAAGGUAUGGAAUAUCUAGCAUCAAAAGGAAUAAUCCACCGAGACCUAGCAGCCCGAAAUGUCUUGAUAGAUGACAAUCGUGCUUGUAAAGUCGCAGACUUUGGUUUCGCCAGAGACGUAGCUGCUAAUCAGAUUUAUGAGAGGAAGUCAGAGGGUCGUUUACCCAUCAGGUGGAUGGCACCUGAGAGUUUGUACGAUAACAUAUUCUCCGUCAAAUCUGAUAUUUGGAGUUUUGGUGUGUUGAUAUGGGAGAUAGUCACAUUGGGAUCAACACCGUACCCCGGAAUGGCAGCCGCAGAGGUCAUGAGGAAAAUCAAGGAAGGCUACAGAUUGGACAGGCCCGAGCACUGCAAGCGAGAGCUAUACAACAUUAUGUACUACUGUUGGGAUAAGGACCCCUCCUGUCGCCCAUCAUUCAGUGAACUCGUGGGACUAGCCGAAGGACUCCUCCUCGAUGAAAUUGAUUACAUCGAGUUGGAUAGAUUUCCAGAUCACUCUUACUACAAUGUUCUGAAUCUCAGUGGCGAAAAACUAUAGCAUUGGUCCCCUCCUCUGUUGUAAAUGUCCUGUGUUGUAAAUGUUCUUUGCUUUAUUUAACCGCUCAUAUUUCAAAUGUUGAUCUAUGGGAGUUACUUGAACCUUCCAGGGAUACCACAUCCGUCCUACGACUUCAUGUCAUUACUCAUGAUUUUGUGUAUAUUAUGAAUGUUUACCUGCCGACAUUAUCCUGAGAGAGAGUUGGAGCAAGGCAGUUGCUUCCGACGUCCUGUUAGUGUUCUUGUUGUUCGAUAAUUUUUUUAUUUAUUAAUCGAUAGUGAUGUUUACUGUAUUGUGUUUAAGAUCCAGUGAUUAAAGUUUUUAUUUGAUUUUGAGAA